This is a messenger RNA of Cyphellophora attinorum, 1215 nucleotides long. Its product is annotated as Vegetative incompatibility protein HET-E-1. The transcript has a single exon. Lineage: Eukaryota; Fungi; Ascomycota; Eurotiomycetes; Chaetothyriales; Cyphellophoraceae. The coding region runs from base 1 to 1215 and encodes 404 amino acids. The record is from RefSeq and is a predicted model, not a curated record.
AUGCGGCUCAUCGAAAUUCGCAAGGAUGGUGGACUGCGUCGCACUGGAUACAUGAAACUUGGUGACGCUCCUCGAUACGCCAUUCUCUCGCACACAUGGGGCCCUGAAAAAGACGAGAUCAGCUUCGAUGACUUCACAGAGCUUUGUCGGGGCAACCUGAAGAUGGCUCAAAUGAAGAGGCCCGGCGUGAGUAAGCUCAAGUUCUGCCUAGACCAGGCACGCAAAGACGGGCUGAAGUACUUCUGGAUCGACACAUGUUGUAUCAACAGAGCUGACGACUAUGAGUACCGGAGCGCUGUCAAAUCCAUGUUUGAGUACUACCGUGGAUCUGCAGUAUGCUACGUCCUUUUGGCAGAUGUCAAGGUCACCAAAGAAGGUCCACGCAGCUGGUAUUCCGUAUAUGACUUCAUCGCCGCAAGAUGGUUCACUCGAGGCUGGACACUGCAGGAGCUCAUUGCACCACAAAAGGUUGAAUUCUACUCGCCGGAGCACGACCGGUUGGGCGAUAAGUCCGCUUUACAGCAAGCAAUCACUAGAGCCACAGAUAUCCCGCCGGAGGCAUUCCUUGGGGAGCGAUUAUUGAAUUUUUCGGUCGAUGAACGCAUAUCGUGGGCCAUGAACCGACAGACUACGAAACCCUACGACAUGGCGUACUGUCUCAUGGGAAUUCUGGACGUCUACCUGUCGCGGAUGCCACAAAAGUGGAAUGGCACCGGCUAUCAGGCGCUAAUAGCGAUCAGAGAAGAGGCUCUGAAAGAAGAUGCGCGGCUGUCACGCAACAAGAGGAACAGGCGACACUACCCAUGGUCGACUGCAGACUGGGCCCCCGGGUCUCGAGAAAACCCUCUCGGACCCAGUGCCUCAGAAAAUCCCAGAAACAUCACGAUGGAUCAGGCAGAACGGCACAAGAUCGAGCUUCACACGCAGAUGAUUCGUGACUUUCAGCGUAAAAGCAGGAUCGUGGCACGUCAUGGAGCAGAUUUUGGUAUGCUUUUUCACAAACCUCAGGCUGGGCCAGAGGUAAGUAAGAAGAAGGCAGGACCGCAGGAGGCAGGCCCGAAGAAGGAGGCAGGCCCGAAGAAGGAGGCAGGCCCGAAGAAGGAGAUGAGACCGAAAACGGAGGCAAGACCGAAGGAGUUAUCGGGAAGGCGGUCGCGAGUGGGAAGGGAUAUCGUGUCAUCCGGUCUCGUGCGAAGCGUUGGUCAGACCGGUUGA